Molecule: messenger RNA, 5384 nt
Organism: Chiloscyllium plagiosum (whitespotted bambooshark)
Lineage: Eukaryota; Metazoa; Chordata; Chondrichthyes; Orectolobiformes; Hemiscylliidae
Gene: ktn1
Product: kinectin 1
Biological process (GO): microtubule-based movement; protein transport
Cellular component (GO): endoplasmic reticulum membrane
Molecular function (GO): kinesin binding
Source: RefSeq, a predicted model, not a curated record
GUGGAAGGUGCUCGACGGAGCGCCUCUGUGAUAAAGUGGACGUCAACGGGGUUAGUGUGUGCUGAGGGUCUGACUUUCGCCGCCUGGAGGAGGAGGGAGUGACAGUAGCUAGGAGCCGGUUUCACCGUCUGCUUGAACUUGACACAAUGGGAUUUGAACACUAUGCUUUAUGGAUACUGCAGUAGUCUUAGCCAGAAACCAUGGAAUUUUAUGAUUCUCAGUAUCUCAUCAUCAUCAUCCCAGCAGUAGUAAUUGCUAUAAUAUUUUUGUUCUUCUGGCUAUUUAUGAAGGAAACAUCAUAUGAUGAAAUACUUGCUAAACAAAAAAGAGAUAUAAAACUUGUUCCGGCAAAAGUUGAUAAAAAGAAAAAUGAAAAGAAAAAGAAGAAGAAAGAGAAUCCAAAUGGGAAUUUGCAUGAAUCUGAUUCAGAAAGCGCAAUGCGAGACAUAGAAUUGAUGGAUGCAUUGACACAAGAUAAUGAACCACCUGUUCAUGUUGUGUCACCUGUAGUUGAAGUUUCAGCUGGAUUAAAAGAGAGGAGGAAAAAAGACAAAAAAACACCGCGACUUGUACUGGAAGAACCUUUGGGCAGAGACUCUGAUGGAUUAAAACCUGCAGCAAAGAAAAAUGACCCCUUCCCAGUUACUAAACAACCUACUCCUCCAGAAAUGUCAAGUUCUAAAAGAAAGACUGGGCACAAGAAGCACAAGAAUGGCGCAGCUGCUACUGUGUCUGAGCAGUUUGAUAGCUCCCAGAUUUAUCCAGACAGAUCGGAAAUUGCUGCACAUUUUGCAGAGUCGAAAGGACAGGGAUCUUCUUUGCGGAGACAGGACAAUGAACCGGCUCAAGAUGUUCACAGUGCUCUUGUCAAAGAACACGCUGAAUCAGUUCAAACGGUUACCAAAAAGCAAGAAUCAGUGCUUGCAUCAAUGGAAACUAAACUACAUGAAAGUGGACUCUCAAAAAGAAAAACUGCACCAAAAAAACCAAGGGUAGAACCAGUUUCAGCUUCCGUGGAGAAUCUCCCAUUGAAGUGCACAGUCUACACAGCUUUGGAUAAUGCUGAGGGUGGUGCUCAUGCUGAAAAGAGGGAUACUGUGGUUGAUGACAAGAACCAAGUAAUCAGUAGUGGUGUGCCGAAACCCAUUGCCAAAAAACAGAGGAACGAAUAUGAUACAGAAAACACCGAUAUCAAGUUUAAGGAUUUUCUUUCUUCUUUGAAAACCAUGACAUUCACAGAGGAAGAGGCUAUCUAUGUGGCUGACAUUCUGAAAGAGAAAGCUAGUGUGCUUCAAGAAAUUUGGCAGAAACCUGGAGUAAAAUGUGAUCCAGUUCAUGGAUUACAACAGCAGUUGCAGGAGCAAGAGAAGUUGCUUCAAGCUUUGCAAGAUGAAGUUAAUCUUUCAAAUGAUAAAUGCAAACAGUUGAAUCAGGAAUUAGUGACUGAAAAGCAGAAAGCCAAUGUAGUUGAGACCAAACUAAGAGAACAACGCACUGCCCUUGAAAAAGAACUCGCAGCAUUGCAAAACAAGCUGCAAGUCAGCUACCAGGAUCAUAUGAAUGAAACCCAGAUGCAGUUUCGCCAGCUGCAAGAUCAAACUGAAGCAUUGAAACAAGAGAACAGGAUCCUGAGAGAUGCUGUGAGCAAGGCCCCCACCCAAAUGGAGAGCAAGCAGUCAACAGAACUGAAUAAAUUACGUCAGGAUUAUGCCAGAUUAAUGAAUGAAUUUACGGAGAAAACUAACCGUCUUCAACAGGAAGAGGCACAGAAAAAGAAUUUGGAGGUUUCUUAUGAGCAGACUGUUCAACAGCUCAAGACUCAGUUGCAGGAGGAAGUUGAAAGGAGACAAGAGGAUAUGCAGAAAUUUCUCAGGAACGUAACUGCAGAGCAUGAGAAACGGCUGACAGAGGUUCAGGGUACAAAACAAGAUUUACAAAGUAAACUUCUGGUUGCUGAAAAUGAACUUGGCAGUAAAACCAAAGAGAUCCAGAGCUUGCACAGUAAACUCACUGAUACCAUGGUGUCCAAACAGCAACUAGAACAAAAGAUUAUGCAGCUGGUAACUGCAGAACAAAAGCGAGCUACUGCAGAUGAGGCCCUGAAGAAACAAGUGCAGGAUCUUCUGGAACAGAAACAAGCUAUGAAUGCUCAGAUGCAAAAUCUUCAUGCCCAAGUGACAUCACAGGCUUCUGCGGCAUGUGUAGUGGAUGAGUUGCAGAAAAAGAUUGUGGAGCAAGACAAGCAAAUAAAGUUGAUGGAGGAAUCAUUGGAAGAUACGCAACUUUGUGUAAAAAGCAAAGAGGAGGACAUACAGAGUUUGCAAAAAGAGAAAAAUACCUUAACAGCUGAAGUGCAGAAGCUACAGGUUCAGACAUCUGAACAGGCUUCAGCUUUAUGUAUGUUGGAACAGAUGCAAAAAGGUCUUCAAGAGCGGAAUGAAAAAAUAAAAACAGUUGAAGAGUUGUUAGAAACUGGACUCAUUGAAGUGGCAAACAAAGGGGCAGAAAUUGAGAAUUUGCGGGAGGAAAAUAGAAACUUAAACCAAGAAAUUCAAGAGCUUCAAAUGAAAAAUGAUGAACAGGUUGCUUCUGCAUCCAUGGUAUCAAAACUACAGAAAAUAAUCAAUGAGAAGAAUGAAAAAAUUAACUUCAUUCAAAGUCUAUUGGAGUCAAAGUUGUGUGCAAUAGAAAGCAAUGAGAAAACAAUACAGGAUUUACAAAAGGAAAAGGAACUACUCAGCGAGCAAGCAAAAAAUGCUCAACAGGUUUCUACUGCACCAAAACUGGAUGAUCUUGAGAAAGUAAUUAGUAUGCAAGAACAAGAAAUUACCUCUUUGAAAGCUGCAUUAACAGACAGUAGUGAAGCAGCUGCUAGCAAGAUGCGUGAAAUUCAGGGCAUUCUGCAAGAAAAUGAUGAAUUGAAAUUGCAGAUUCACCAGUUACAUUUAGACAUUAGUAAGCAAGCCGAUUCUGUAUCUAUGGUGGCAGAACUGAAGGAAACCCUUGUUGUAAAGGAUACAAAGAUCAAAAAAGUUGAAGACCAGUUGGAAAAGGAGCUGCUCAAGUUAGAACACAAUGAGCAAAGAUUUAAGGAGUUGCAAGAUGAUCAUGAUUUGCUCAAGAAGCAAGUGGAAAAUGUCCAACUUCUAACAGCAGAGCAGGUCUCCACUAAAGCAAAUCUGAUUAAAGAAUCACAAGCUAUGAUUGAAGCAAAAGAACAAGAAAUUAAUAACUUGAAGGCUCUCCUGUCAGAUAGUAGAGAAGAAAUUGCUAGCUAUGUGACAAAGCUGCAGGAUUUUCAGCAUCAGAAUGCAGGAUUGAAAAUUCAAAUUCAGCAAUUGCAUGAGAAAACCAAUGAACAAGACUCUGCACUACUGAAGAGUGAAGUACUGCUGAAUGUACUUUCAGAAAAAGAUAAAGAGAUUGAUUCUUUGCUCCGAGAAACAGAUUCCCUAAAGACAGCUGUUAAUCAACAAAGGAAGAAAAAUAAUGAACUUCGGGAGAAAAACUGGAAAGCAAUGGAAGCAUUGACAUCAACUGAAAAAAUGUUGCAGGACAAAGUGAACAAGACAGCCAAGGAGAAAGAUCAACAAGUUGCUGCUGUACAGUCGCUGACUAAAGAUGUUUUGAAAAGUUUGUUUCCCAGGGUGUUGGUGCCUUCUACCUUGGAAUAUUCGGAAUGGCUGCAGGAGUUUGAGAUAGCGGCACAAAAAAGUUUAUCUUCAUUGCUAGCAGAGCAAACAAAGGUCAUAGAACACAAAGAAAAGGAAGGCGAGGAGAUGCAUGCAAUGUUGCAGUUAGAGUGUGAAAAGUACAAGACAGUACUUGCUGAAACGGAAGGAAUUUUACAGAGGUUGCAAAGCAGUGUUGAAGAGGAGGAAGGUAAAUGGAAAUUGAAAUUGGAAGAAUCGCAGAAGGCAUUGAUACAGAUGCAGUCAACAGUUUGCACAUUGGAACAAGAGUUGGAAAUGGUGAAGCAUGAGAAAACAGAGGCUGAAAGACUUAGAAAACAAAAUAAUCACCUUGCAUCUGAGUUGGAAAAGGUGGAAUCAGAGAGAGCAACUUGUGUAACUGAAGUCAGAGAACUCAAAGUUCUGUUGACCGAAUUACAGAAAAAGCUUGAUGAUUCUUGUGCUGAAGCAAUAAAGCAGAAUGAAGAACUAAGUUUGCUUAAAACUCAGUUAAGUGAAACAUUAACAAAACUGAAGAUUGAGCAGAAUGAGACACAGAAUGUGGUUUCCAGUCUUUAUAAGGCUCAAGAAUGUUUGAAUGGUAUUCAGGCAGAAAUUGCAAGAACAGAGAGCGAUGACAAUGCCUUAGCUAAUAGUGACAUUUCAGAAGUGAAGUUAGAUGUCAAGGAAACCUCUUUGGAUCUUGAUCAGAAUAUAAUUCAACUUCAGCAACUACUAAAAUCUCUGAUUCUUCAGCUCUCAAAAGGACGGGAAAAUUCUCAACAUGUUACUUUACAGCUUGAUCAAAAGGUGACUGGGGUGCUGAAGGAAGGAGACUCUGUUUGAAGAUGGUGCUGUGGUUUGCACCUUGAUUUGCCAAAUUAAAGCCUUAUUUAUGUUUCUUGCCCUUCUUAAUUGAGACACUGAAUAGAGCUUUACUUUUGUGUUUUUUUUAAAUGUUGGAUUAAACUACUGAUUCAAAAAUAUUGUAGGCAGCUUGAGAGUUUUUAGUUUUCUAAAAUGUUGUAUCUAGUCUUUACAUUCCUAAAUGCAAAUAAAUUCUUUACAUUUUUUUGCUAAAUGCCUAUGUUGGCUACUGGCAAAUAUAAUUUGGGCAAAACCAGGAGCUAAAAAUAAAUCUAGCAGCAAAUUUGCUUUUGGGGUUAAAUUAAGAUUUCAGGGUUAGCUGCUAACUUUCAGCAUUACACACUCCUCAUGUUGCUAACAUAGAAAAUCUGAAGAAUGUUGUAAUAGUGAACCUAAAUAAAGGGAUGCUUGUUUCUCAGCCAAAAGUUCAACUGCAGUGUGGUCAGAUGAAAUGUUAAUGUAGAUAGCAGUCUGCCAGUUGAUUUCUAUACAUGUCCCUUUUAUGGGGGUCAAAUGCUGUUGAAUAAUCAGCAAUAAAUGGUGAAUGUUCAGUUACUGCUAAUUUAACAGUGCAAACUCUUUCUGUUAAGUGGGCUUAUCAUACAGUCGACCUGUGGUGCAUUGGAGGCAUUUGUGGCUGCAUACCCAAGCUGCUAGUUUUUAAAAAAAUGGUUUAUAGAUGGGAAGAAAGAAGGUUAAACAGUUCAAAUUAAUGCUGCUUUGAUAUUUUACUGUUUUCUUUAAGAUAAAAUUGAAAUCAAGGAGCUGCCAUUUUAAUAAAGUUAUAAACUGUAAAUAAGGCCUGUGUAAAAAUGAGGGAAAAAUAAAAUCUCCUUUGCAUCUUAA